Messenger RNA from Klebsormidium nitens, 1065 nucleotides. Lineage: Eukaryota; Viridiplantae; Streptophyta; Klebsormidiophyceae; Klebsormidiales; Klebsormidiaceae. The record is from the annotation of a GenBank genome assembly.
AUUGCCACAUUGCCCUGCCUGUGCUGCAAUCAACCGCAUAAAGGCGCUCACACAGUUUGUAGAGCGCGGACAUUCUGGCGCUCGCGAAUUGACAGCCGUGAUCCACAGCUGAAAGAGCAAGCAGUUGAAUGCUGGAGGUGCAUCCUACCACCCAUGCAAUGUGGUCCUCAGUGCCAGCAUUGCCCAGGCAGGGCGAUGCUCCCAAUCUGUUGAGCACCAGGGUGGCAGUUGGGAGCGAACAUCAGCCGCCUCUUGCACUCACAAAACGCUGGUUUUUGCAGCCACCACCAUUUGCUGAUUGCAGGUGGUGUGGUGGCUUGACCGGGAGCUUGCGCCUUGGUUCUGCUGGCCGCUCAUUCAGGCAGCUCCAGAAGCUCGCUUACUUCUCCCGUGCGCCAGGGUGGGAGCCAGAAAAUGGAGACAAUGAGAGCAGGUAUCGCCAAAGCAGCAAAGACGGUCAAGCGCCCCGGGGCCAGCGCUAUCCAGCAUCUGAUGGAGGUGGUGGUAUGCGGAACGUCGACGAGUUUUUUGACAGGAGGCAGUCUGGGUAUGGGAGAAGAAGGGGCACUUUUGAUGGCGAGCGAGACGGGAGCGAUGCGCCCUGGGAGGCACAAGACGAAUCUGACGGGAGGCCGGCGCGCGGGAGAUCUGGCAGAGGUGCAUACCGAGGCGGGCGGCCAUCGGGGAGAGGUCGGGGAAGAGGUCGGGGCCGGGCGGAAGAAUCUUUCGGAAGGGGACAGUCAUUUGACUUCGAGAGGGAGCGUGGCGAUCAGUUUGACGGCCCGACUGGACGAGGCGGCCGAACUGGCAGGGGUGGUGGCAGAUCCGGGGGCAGAAUGUUCAACAGGGGGCGUGGCGGCCGGUCAGGGAGGGGAGGCACGUUUGAUGAGCAUGAGAGGCAGGGGUAUGGCUCAGAUUCGGGCGGGCGGGGGAGAGGGCAGUUUGAGGAAAGAGUGGGGGGGAGAGGACGGGGAUCUUACGGUGCGGGGGGUUCGGAGGAACCUGGGGAAAGGGGCAAUGGGGGAAGCGUGCGACAACAAACCGAAGUGGCGCUUUCCCGCUUGA